AUGGGAAGGAAGGAGCGAGCGAGGAAGGAGUGCGUGCAAUUGCGUAAGCAGCGGCGGCGAGUGGCGGCCAAGGCUGCGCCGGCCGCGGGCGGGGCGGCCGACCCAGUUGCUGCGGCGUGCCGCGGCGCGGCUGGCUGGCUGGCUGGCUGGUACUGCUCGCCGGCAGCGGCUAGUGCGCCGCGAGACGCGCUCAUGGACGCCACGGGACCGCCGCGCGCGCUCCGGCCGCGCCUGCCGCUGCUGCUGUUGCCGGCGCUGCUGGCGCUUGCGCUCGCGCCGGCUGCCGCCGUCGCUUUCCAGAUCGACUUGGCGGCGCUCGACCUGCCGCUGCCGCACCGCCUCAACGUGUCGGCAGCCAGCGUGACGCAGACGCGGACGGGCUGCUACGCGCGGCUGGAGACUCCAGAAGGCUUCCUGGACUCGCCCAACUACCCGGCAGACUACCCGCCUGGCCUCGACUGCUGCUACGACAUCGCCAGGCCCUCCACCUCCUACUGUGGGGUCAAGCUGUAUGCGGAGCAGCUGGUGGUGGGCAAGCAGCCUUCGGACGGCGCCUUCUGCCAGACCGACUGGCUGGCCAUGGAGUCCUGCGUGCCCGAGGGCGGCUCGCGCUACUGCGGGAACCUAACCGGCUCCACCUACCAGUUCCUGUUCCAGCCGGGAUCUCGCGCGCUGCGCUUCCAGUUCCACAGCAGCGGCGGCUCGCGGCGGCCGCGGCCCGUGGCAGGGGCGGUGCUGCGCUUCCGGCUGCGCUACCGCCUGCUGCGCAGCUGCCGAGGGCUCUUCCAGGAGCCGGCGGUGGGCGUGCUGCCGGGGCCCGGCCCCAACCGGCCGUGCUACGCCAGAGUGAGGAACCGCCGCGGCGCCAUCCACACGCCCGGCUACCCGCAGCCCUACCCGCCGGGGCAGGACUGCGUCUACGAGUUCGUCAGACCUAACCCUUUUAUAUGUGGUGUGAGAAUGAGAUCAACGUCUUUUGAGUUGGAACCAUCUGUGUCAACACCAUUUGGAGGUGCGUGUUCAGACUUCUUGCAGACUCCAGGAUGCGGCUUCCUCUGUGGAUCACUCAACUUUACAUGGUUAGCUGUGUAUCAGCCAGGUGCAACAAGCCAAAGGUUCCAUUUUCAUUCUGAUGAUGAGAACAACUUCAAUGGAUUCUUCAUCACCUUUGAACAGAUAUACCACUGUCCAGACAGCUGAUGCAGGACAAAUUCACCAUAAAAUUCAUCAGCUGCAAGAGAAUUGAAAGCAGAGAUAAAUUCUGGUACAAACAGACAGCAACACAAUUGAAAACACCUAUUACUGUCUGAAACACUAUAUGCAGUGGCCUGAACUGCAAAUGUCAGAAAUAUGUUCUGUUCACUGAAGUAAUGUGUGCAGAGACUGUCACUUUCUAUUGUGUGUGAUAACAUGAGCAAGUUCAUAGAUAAAUAUUGUGCAUUUUUUUACACAAUAUGUUGUGUGUAAUUUAUUUUUUUAUGAAUAGAGUUAAUAUAUCAAAGUGUGUCGUGUGUCUUUUGUAAAGCAUCAUCCAAAGACAUCAAAUAACUUUUUCCUUAUGUUCCUAUAGUUUUGUAAGUGUCUCCAGUGUUAGACAUAUUCUAUGACCUACAUAUGAUUUAAACUUCUUAUACAUAAUGAAAAUGAAAUAUAUCAAGCAAUAGUAUGUAGCCAUAGCACUUAUUGGAACUGUAGAUUCCUUUAAUUUAAAAAGUGAAUAAAAACUUCAAAAUUCAAACUA
Schistocerca piceifrons (Central American locust) is the source of this 1741-nucleotide messenger RNA. RefSeq names its product neuropilin-2-like. The transcript is spliced from 6 exons. Gene Ontology annotation, molecular function: serine-type endopeptidase activity. The record is from RefSeq and is a predicted model, not a curated record. The coding region runs from base 1 to 1200 and encodes 399 amino acids. NCBI's taxonomy places the organism in Eukaryota, Metazoa, Arthropoda, Insecta, Orthoptera, Acrididae.